AUGGAGUGGGAGGUCUUCCCAGCCUUGAUCAGGGGUGGCAAGCUCGUCGUCGCUAGCGCCGAUGGCCACAAGAGUCCGCAGUACAUGGCCCAAACCAUCGAGAAGUUCCACGUGGACGUGCUCAUGAUCACGCCUUCUGUCUUGGACUUGCUCCUGGACGUUGCACAGGGCUGCCUGCGGGGUCUCCGUGUCAUCACGACUGUGGGUGAGCCUUUGACAUCGCAGCUGGCCAACCGUGUCGCAGGCCACCGUGGGCUGUCAGUGACCCUGCGGAACUUCUACGGCGCAUCCGAGAGUUCCUGCACCGUCUACACGGUGCCCGAGCACGGUGUGGACACGUAUCUGUACCCGCGGUACGUUCCAGCCGGCAUGCCGCAGCCUCACGUCAGCGUGUUCAUCGUGGCCGAGGGCAGCUUCGAGCUGAUGCCUCCCGGGGAAGCUGGCGAGAUCUGCUUCGGAGGCGUGCUGGCUGCGCGUUACUGGCAGCGUCCGGAACUCACGGCCGCGAAGUUCGUACCGACGGAGGACUUCGGCCGAAUCUACCGCACGGGCGAUUUGGGCCGCUUCAGGGAGGGAGCUUUGGAAGUGGUCGGGCGCCUGGAUCGGCAGCUGAAAGUCAACGGCGUACGCGUGGAGCCCGGCGAGAUCGAGGCCGUUCUGAUGCAGUUCGACCUAGCGGAGCCGCAACAGGAGGAGGACGCUGAGAUGGGCUGCCUGCUGCCCGUCGCGAAGGCGGCCGUGUGCUGUGCAGAUCCGCCGCAGCUCGUGGCCUUCGUGGAGCCCCGGAAGGAG
Molecule: messenger RNA, 792 nt
Organism: Symbiodinium sp. CCMP2456
Lineage: Eukaryota; Dinophyceae; Suessiales; Symbiodiniaceae
Source: the annotation of a GenBank genome assembly